Molecule: messenger RNA, 1265 nt
Organism: Capsella rubella
Lineage: Eukaryota; Viridiplantae; Streptophyta; Magnoliopsida; Brassicales; Brassicaceae
Source: RefSeq, a predicted model, not a curated record
AUGUCUUAUAUUCCACCACAUAAGAGGCAUUCGAAGGAUCCGGCCAAACCAUCCCCUGUUCCAGAUUCUCUUGUUACAGAAUUCAAAAAAAAACUCGACUUUAACAGUAGCAAUGGUUAUCCCAACCGGAUAGUCUAUUCAGGAGAUUCCAUUUCUAAAUGGUUUCUUGUUGGUUCAAAUGGAAUCGAGGCUGAGGUUCCUUCAUAUGUUAAGUUUGAGCCUUUGUCCUCGGAUUCUGUCGAGUGCAGAAAAGGAGUAAAGCCUUCGGUACUGAUGCACAACAAUGUCCAAAACGCAAAUAUGAAUAUUGGAGAGAGUGAAGAACAAAGAACUCAGUGGCUGUUUGUAGCAGAGAAGGUUGAGGAGGAUCUUGUGUUGGCAUAUGAGCGAGCUAAGACUAAUAUGGAUGAGCAUCAUGUAUUGAAAUUGAUUGCUCGGUUUGGCAAAAUUUUCUUCUAUGGGCAUCAAGGUGGUCCUGUGGGUGUUUUUGCCAAAAACUCGAAUAAGGUGUUCUCUGCAGAUGUCCCAACGUCUUACUUACAACUCAUUAAGUCUGAGGUUGUACCAAACCAUGGAUUCUCUAUUGACUUGGAAAAGGAAACGUACACUGUGAAGGUAUCACAUUAUACUCGUCCCAAUACAACUAUCAACUGCAAAUGUUCCCUUAAGGAAGAUGGACGGCUCAGUAUGUACAAGGCCGAGCUUAAUCCUGUAAGGCAUUUGGUUGUUGAUGUGUCUUGCAUUGACAAGAAUCUUGACAUGAGACUCAUGCUCGCUGCCAAGAGGAAGAUGACGGCUCUUACAGAUAAAGAGAUAAGCAACAUUAAAGCGCUAUUGGAUUCAGGAACUGUUGAUCCAAAUGUGAAAGGUGGUUUAAGGUGGCCAUUCGGUAAAGCUUUAUCUGAGGAUGGAUACAAAGUAUUUGAAUCUUGUCACGGUAGAGUUACUAUCUACAAAAACCAAACUCUAAAGCUUAAAGUAAAAGAGACUGAUAGAUUCAAUGAGAGGGUUGGGAUAGGGGAAAUCAAGAGGGAGGUGUCCCUGAGACUUAAAGACCUAAACUCUAAGUUACAGGAGCAAAAUACUGAGAAAAGUUGUGUUUUGGAAAUGCUUCGAAGUACUCUUGGAUCUAUAUGGGACUUAUUGCAUUGUGAUCCCUAUCUUACAUGAUAAAGAACCAUACGAUGUUGCUCGUUCUAUCGGUGUCUCUUUUACUUUCUGCUGUGUCUCGGUUCGUUUUAUUGGUCGUCUCUUUUACUUUCUGA